ACGGGCCGGGGCCGCUACCGGCGGCCACGUGGGAGGCCCGCGCCGCCGCCAACCCCCGUCGGCCAGCGGGCUCGGGCGCGGGGCCGCGUGACCUUGGGGCGGCCGGGCCUCGCGCUCGCUCCUGGUCGCCGGGCCGCGGUCGGGCCCAGGCCUCCCGCUCGAUCUUCGCGGGCCCCGCACCGAGACGGCCCCCGCCCGCCCGCGGCCCGCGCAAAGCCCCAUUCAUCCAGUGCUGGUUCCCGAGCCGCCACCGGCCUCCGCUCCCGCGCGGCCCGGCGGGCGGCCUGUGGCGGCGGGGGCCCGGGGAUGGCCGUGCGGCCCGGUGCGAUCCGGCCGAGGAGCCGGCGAAGGCCUGCCUUUUUGGGCAGAGCCCGGGAGCUAAGUCUGGGCGUCUUAUACUCCUGGGCUAUGGAUUGCCAAGCCACGUGCUCCGACACCCACGAGGACCACGACACCUCCACCGAGAAUGCCGACGAGUCCAACCAUGACCCCCAGUUUGAACCAAUAGUUUCUCUUCCUGAGCAAGAAAUUAAAACGCUGGAAGAAGAUGAAGAGGAGCUUUUUAAAAUGCGGGCCAAGCUGUUCCGGUUCGCUUCAGAGAACGACCUCCCGGAGUGGAAGGAGCGGGGCACUGGGGACGUCAAGCUGCUGAAGCACAAGGAGAAGGGGACCAUCCGCCUCCUCAUGCGCAGGGACAAGACCCUCAAGAUCUGCGCCAACCACUACAUCACGCCGAUGAUGGAGCUGAAGCCGAACGCAGGCAGUGACCGUGCCUGGGUCUGGAAUACCCACGCAGACUUCGCCGAUGAGUGCCCCAAGCAGGAGCUGCUGGCCAUCCGCUUCCUUAACGCCGAGAAUGCACAGAAAUUCAAAACAAAGUUUGAAGAAUGCAGGAAAGAGAUUGAAGAGAGAGAAAAGAAAGGAUCUGGCAAAAAUGAUAGUUCCGAGAAAGUAGCUGAGAAGCUAGAAGCUCUUUCGGUGAAGGAGGGCAAGGAGCCCGAGAAUGAGACCAAGGAGCCCGAGAACGAGACCAAGGAGGUGGCUGAGGAGGAGCAAUGAGUCGGCUCCCGUUGUGUUCUUUCUCCCUGUCUUUUCCCUUUUUCUUUUUUUAAAUUUUGCCCUGCACCCUUCUUUUUGGUUUGUUUUUAUUCUGUUUUGUUUUUACAAGGGACUUUAUAUAAAGAACUGGCUUCCAACAUUCAGGUUGUUUUUUUCUAAGUUUUUGCCCUAAUGAAGACGACUUCAGAAAAUCCAUUACCCAGUCGUGAGAAUGUACUGUGCUAACUUUCUUUUCCAUAGUGGAAACACUUAUUUAUAGUCAUCAAAAUAGCAAAUAAACAACACGUUUGAAACUUG
Molecule: messenger RNA, 1356 nt
Organism: Balaenoptera acutorostrata (minke whale)
Lineage: Eukaryota; Metazoa; Chordata; Mammalia; Artiodactyla; Balaenopteridae
Gene: RANBP1
Product: RAN binding protein 1
Exons: 6
Coding region: 307-1059 (250 amino acids)
Biological process (GO): nucleocytoplasmic transport; positive regulation of mitotic centrosome separation
Cellular component (GO): centrosome; nuclear pore; cytoplasm
Molecular function (GO): GTPase activator activity
Source: RefSeq, a predicted model, not a curated record